Nezara viridula (southern green stink bug) is the source of this 849-nucleotide messenger RNA. The record is from the annotation of a GenBank genome assembly. Lineage: Eukaryota; Metazoa; Arthropoda; Insecta; Hemiptera; Pentatomidae.
GCUGAACAAUAACAAAUACCUCAGGGACUCUCUAUUUCUUCUUUUAUGUUAUAAAAGUAAAGAAUAAUCAUGGAUUUACUUGGGUCAAUAUUAAGUAGUAUGGACAAGCCUCCAACAGUGAGUGAUAAACAAAAAGAAUUAUUGAAACGUCAAAAACAAGAAAUGUUAAAGAAGCAGAAUGCCGAGAAAGAAAUGUUAAAAAAGUUCAGAUUAAAGACUGAAAAAGAUUUGAAUAAUUUUUUAAAUGAUCCAAAAAAGACAAGACUGAAAUAUCCUCCUAUGGAACAGAUUUUUAGGUCAAUUGUACAUGAAGUAGCUGAAGAAUGUGGAUUAACAGCGCAUUCUUUUGGAAAAGAUGGCAUUGAUAGGUACAUUAUGGUAUUCAAAAAAGAGUAUCCACCUUCUGAAGAUGAAUUAGCAGUAUUAAGAAAUGGAGAAGAAUGGACUAAAGAAAAGGAACAAGAAAUCGCUUUGAGGAGGGAACUUGAAAGAGAAGAACAGAUUGAAGCCGCUAAAAGAAAAAAUGAAAAGUUCACCCCCAAUUCUAAUUAUCAAGAAAAGUACCAGCAUUUAAUUGGAUUAGAAGCUGCAAAAGAUGCUGCUAGAGCAACUAAAACCAACAAACAGUAUGGGUUUGUUCCAAGUGAAAAUAAAAAGGAUCACCGGUCAAUAGAAGAAACAUUAGCAGACAUUCAAAAGAAAAAACGAAAAUUAGCUCAUAAUCAAGAUUAGAAAUGUAACUGAAAACCUCUUAAAUGUAAUGCCUUUGCAGCAAGCAAUAUUUUCUAUUGUUUCGUUACACCCACAUUGUUAUUUUUAAACAAAUAUAGUAUAGAUACUUUCUGUGAC